AUGAAGGUGCUCUCAGGUCUAGACAUACAAGGUUAUCUUAUAAUCGAUGAACAGGAUGGGGCAAGUUCUCAUACUCAGAUGCAUGAGUCGACCAUUGAACUGUUUGUGAACAGGCUGGAUUCAGUGGAGUCUGUUCUGCCUUAUGAAUAUACUGCGUUUGACUUCUGCUCAAUGGAAACAAUGAAACGUCCAUCAGAGAAUUUGGGCCAGGUUCUUUUUGGAGAGAGAAUCGAACCCUCGCCAUACAAGUUUGAGUUUAAGAAACCUGCAGUGUGUCAGAAGGUGUGCACCAAAACCUACGACACAACCAACCUAUCAGACAAAGCCAAACUGGACUUCCUCAAGAAGGGCAUGUUACUCAACUACCAGCACCACUGGAUUGUGGAUAACAUGCCGGUCACCUGGUGCUAUGAUGUUGAAGAUGGACAGAAGUUCUGUAAUCCUGGUUUCCCUAUUGGCUGCUAUGUCACAGAAGCCGGUCAUUCCAAAGAUGCCUGUGUGGUCAAUUCUAACUUUAAAGAAAAGGAUGCAUUUUACAUCUUUAACCAUGUGGACAUCACCAUCCAUUACCAUGUCGUUGAGCAUGAAGAACUCGGAGCCCGGUUGGUUGCUGCCAAGAUUGAACCCAAGAGUUAUGAAAACCCUAAUGAUGACAGUCCUGAUUGUUCUGGAGGGCCAAAGUUCCUGAAAAACAAACACUCAGGAGCGUUUAAUAUCCCAUAUACCUACUCUGUCAAGUUUGAGGAAGACAAGAACAUUCGCUGGGCAUCUAGAUGGGACUACAUCCUGGAGUCAAUGCCUCACACCAACAUCCAGUGGUUCAGCAUAAUGAACUCGUUGGUGAUUGUGUUGUUCCUGUCUGGAAUGGUAGCAAUGAUCAUGCUGAGGACUCUGCAUAAAGAUAUUGCCAGAUACAAUCAGAUGGACUCUGUGGAGGAUGCACAGGAGGAGUUUGGAUGGAAGUUGGUACAUGGAGAUGUUUUCCGACCUCCCAGGAAGGGGAUGCUGCUGUCGGUUUUCCUUGGUUCUGGAACCCAGAUCUUCAUUAUGACCUUCGUCACCCUUUGUAUGUCAUCACAUGGCACCAUCAUUGUUUAGAUUAUGAGUUUAUUUAGAAACUGCUGUGGACUUUUACACAUCUAUAUAAAAUCAAUGAGAACAAAUGUUUGUUUUGCUUGUUUUCCAGCGUUUGGAGGUGAGAAGUGGAAGACCAAUGUUUUGCUAACGGCCUUCCUCUGUCCCGGGGUGGUGUUUGCUGAUUUCUUUGUGAUGAACUUGAUUCUGUGGGGAGAAGGGUCUUCAGCAGCCAUGCCCUUUGGGACCCUGGUAGCCAUAUUGGCUCUUUGGUUCUGUAUUUCCGUGCCACUCACGUUCAUAGGUGCAUACUUUGGCUUCAAGAAAGCAGGUAUUGAGCAUCCAGUUCGGACCAAUCAGAUUCCUCGUCAAAUCCCAGAGCAGUCGUUCUACACAAAGCCUCUCCCUGGUAUCAUCAUGGGAGGAAUUCUGCCUUUUGGAUGUAUUUUCAUUCAACUCUUCUUCAUCCUGAACUCAAUCUGGUCCCAUCAGAUGUACUACAUGUUUGGCUUCCUUUUCCUUGUCUUCAUCAUCCUGGUCAUCACCUGCUCUGAGGCCACCAUCCUGCUCUGCUACUUCCACCUGUGUGCUGAGGACUACCACUGGCAGUGGCGUUCCUUCCUGACCAGCGGUUUCACUGCUGUCUAUUUCCUGGUCUAUGCCGUUCAUUACUUCUUCUCAAAGCUCCAAAUCACUGGACUGGCCAGCACCAUCCUGUAUUUUGGGUACACCAUGAUCAUGGCUCUCAUCUUUUUCUUAUUCACUGGUGCAAUUGGCUUCUUUGCCUGUUUCUGGUUUGUUACCAAGAUCUACAGCGUGGUCAAAGUGGACUGAAGCAUUCAAAGACACAGCAGACUGUAUUCGGCUUGAUGAGGUUUCCUCUCGUCGACAUUUGGUGAUGUCAAACUGAACUGAACAUUGCAAUCUGAACUUCCUCCUCGUCUCAUUUCUUCAGUCAGACGUGACUCUGCCUCAGACACAUGACAGUUUUCUUUGUUUUGUGUGCCUAAAAUGUUUGUGUGUGUGUGAGCAUGUGUACGCUGGGUUGUCAUCAGUACAGUAUCUAUCUGCAUAUAAUCUGAAUGAAAUCAUACCUGACACAUGAACAGAUGCAGUGCACAAUGAGCCGAUGUCGUGCAUUUUAGAUUUAUUUUAUGAUCCCUGCACUUUGUUUGCAGACAAAUAGAUGGUCUGCUACGUUCUCAGACCUGGUGUGUUCAUAUGAUGCACAGGUGUAAAAUGUGCCCUUGUUACUAUUUUAAAUGAUAAACCUGUGAGCAGUACAUCUUUGAUGCAGUCUGUUAUCUGAGUCUCCCAAACUCCCAAAAGUUUGGUUAGAAUGUGAUCACAGCCAAUUAGAACUGUAUGGUUUCUGUGUCCCCUCAGAUUAUUGCGGAACAGUUUUCAUGUCUGUGAGGUUUUGGGGAAUAACUGGUGGUGAUUAAUCUUCCGCUGAACGUUUGAGGAGUGGAGCAGGUUCAGCCAACGGUACGACAGCUUAUAUACAGCAGGGCACGUGUAGAAUCUUUUUCAGUAUUUUAACAUUGAUCCAAGAGUAAAGUCCACAUCAGCACUGUGGUGCCAGCGUCUGUUCCAACACACCAGGGCCAAAGCAGCAAUAUGAUGGAUUCCCAGAGAGGCACUUCUCWCUUCCUCUUUUUAUCUGUAUGGUCUGUGCUGUGAGCUAGAACUGAUUCACUGCUCCACAAUGCAGCCAGAGUGUGUGUUUUCUUCAGGCUUUGUAAGUUUAAGGUCAGCUGUAAUUCUUCASUUACGUCUGACAAAUUUUACCAGCAGGCAGUAGUUAGAUACUCACUAAGCUUACCUUGUGGGAGUAGACCUCAAUAUCAUMUAGGAUGCGCUUUUUAAAAGUGCUGAUUUGAAAAAUAAAAUGUAAUACAUUGUGCAACGCAGGCCAGCUCKUUUCACCCGCUUCUCUCUAUGACCUCCUGCAAAUGAAGGAAGUGAAGCUUUGACAGAAGGUUUUGUGUGAUGAAGAGUUACUAGUCUGUCCUGUUACAGUGACACACAUUUCUCUAUUCAGGGUUCACUUCAUUAAACCCCCCCACAGUUCUUUMUCAUCAUGCAGCAACAAAACACAGGGUCAGCACUGACAACGCUGCUCAAAAACAACAGCAGGUAGCGUUGGAUUACAACAAAGAGUGCCUCUUGUGUAUUGCAUGGWUUAUACCAACCUAAUAUGUUAAAGAAAUUCAUGUAAAGUGAAUUKAUUUCAGUUAUGCAAAUAACGUGUGUGUAGCGUUAGCGAGUCAGUUAGUGGUGACAUGUCAUCACACUGUGUGUCGUCUCUUUCAUGACAUUUGAAGUGUGUGCGUUUGAAUUUAUGGCCUCAUUGCUUGGUGUUGUUCCGACUGUGAGGAACGUGUAACAGACUGAAAAGGAAAAACCUGCAUUUUAACGAGGUGAGAGUAGUAAGGGAGUGAACACAUCCCAUCAGCUCACAACACGACAUACACACCACAUGAUAACACUGCUUCAACGCUCAUGUGUGACUGACUGUCAUGAGGCAAAUGUCAGCAGAACAGUGUGGAGCAGAUGAUCUCUUAUUCAGCUCACAUCAGUUGGUUUGCUUUGUGUAGAACUGGUGACUGAGGCUCAUCAGUGACUGACUGCUGAGAGACUAAGUUUCAUCCUUUCAGCUUCAUAAGAGUGGAACAUUUUGAUUAAAUAACCUUUUCUAAUGCUACAUUUUGGAGUUGGAAAUGGAACASAAGACACAGACAUUUGAGUUAAUGGGAUUCAGUUAUAACYGUCWGGUUGGUCUAAUYAUUAAACAGCUUUUUCUUCUCRGCUCUUUGUUUUUGUCCUGAUUCAAUGACYUGUAUCUCAGAUUCUCCUUUAAAGCCAUUUCAGUAUCAAAUUAUUCAAAUAUUGUAGCUACUACAUGUAACAUCACAGUGGUCUAUAAUGUAUUACAACACAGUCCUUUAUUGUGAUACAUUUCCUGCUUUUCUACACCAACAAACCUCUGGGAUAAGUUAGGAAACAGGCCCCUGCACAUGUCUACAUUAGACUGAGGCUACUAUAAAAUCCAUCAAAUAGAUCAGCAACAGUAUAGAAGUGAGCAAAUCAGAGCAGGAAAUUAUGAGAAUAUAUGUUUCAUUUAAGAAAUAGAUUUAUAUAAACAUUAUUAAGCUGAAGUCAGGACUAUUUAAUGUACAACUGUAUUUUGAACCGUUUAGUUUGGAUUCUUUUUCUAGACUGGAUUAUUGUAAUUCUUCAUCAGAUGUUCCAGUUGGUCUGUAAAAUCUAGAAUAGAACACAAUCCUGCUCCUCACAUAAAAAGCCCUUGAUAAUCAAGCCCCAUCAUAUAUUAACAAGCUCGUAGGACUGUAUUGUGCCUGGUUUUAAGAAAUAUGGAACAGUAGAGAGGAGUUUCAUCUCUCAGAGAACAAGAGUUACAAUGUCAGCAAAGGCCAAAGGG
This is a messenger RNA of Paralichthys olivaceus (Japanese flounder), 4519 nucleotides long. Lineage: Eukaryota; Metazoa; Chordata; Actinopteri; Pleuronectiformes; Paralichthyidae. The record is from RefSeq and is a predicted model, not a curated record.